This is a messenger RNA of Blepharisma stoltei, 1412 nucleotides long. NCBI's taxonomy places the organism in Eukaryota, Ciliophora, Heterotrichea, Heterotrichida, Blepharismidae. The record is from the annotation of a GenBank genome assembly.
AUGCUUUUGAACUUAAUGAAAAUAAAUUUUUCUAUGUCAUUUAGUAAUCGUCCAUUUGAAAUUAAAGGUGAUUUGCUAAUUUCCUCGAAGAUAUUAAAUUUUUUUUUAAAAUUUAAAAAAAUCCUAAUUGAAAAUAAUUUUUAAAACAAAUAUUAAUUUAAUUUAUAAUAUUUAUGUUUUAAAAUGCACGCUGCUUAAAAUUAAACAGAAUUAGCUAGAGAUUUCAUUAUGAUAAUUAUCACUGAUAUAUCAAAAUAUUUUUUCAUAAAAAAUUGUUUUUUUUGCCCAAAAAAUAGGGAUUUUUCAAUAGUUUUGUUCGCUCUAAGAGGAAGGGGAUAAAUAAAAGGACAAAAAUUUUCGAACUACUGUCAGUGCCAAGUGAGCUCAGACAAGAAUCACAAACCUAUGAAAUUUCUGAAAUUUUGAAAGAAAAUCCUGUUUUGUUUAGAUAUAAAGGAACAGGUCAGUUAGAAGAAUUAGCAAAACAUUUUGAGGUUGAAAAAUUUGAGCCUGGUGAUUUUAUUGACAUGCAAAGAUAUGCAUUUUUUAUUGUGUAUACUGGGAGAGCAGCCUUAUACGAGGAUCAAGCGAAAAUAAAAGAAUUUGUUCAGGAUUAUUAUUUUGGAUAUUGAGAUAUAGAAAAUAAUGCAGAAGUUAGGUCUAUCGAUUAUUCUGAGAUUAUAGUUAUCAAGAAAAGCUUCUGAGAUGAAAUUAUAAUUGUGAGGGAGCCUGAAUAUUACCAAGAAAAAUUCGAAUUUAUUAAAACUGUAGAACUUUUUGAAGAGACUCCAGAACCAAUUCUAAGUCAGCUUGCGCAGUCUGGAUAUCUAAAGAAAUUUCUCCCAAACUCCAUAGUAAUUAAACAAGGAGAAUUAUCUAAAGGAAUUUAUAUUAUAAAGACAGGAGGCAUAAAACUGUUAAGAAAAACAAAAGCUUCAGAUGAGUCUGAAAAUACACGAAUUGUAACUCUUGAUGAGCUUGCUAAAGGUGAUACUUUUUCAGAAGCCUCUUUAUUUAGCAACGAGCCAUCUUAUUAUACAGCUCUAUGCAUUCUUCCUUUGACAGCUUAUUUUAUAGAUAAAGAAGAUUUCAAAGAAAUAGAUAAAUUCUAUUUAUAUGACUUACAAAAGAAAAUCAAAAAUUACCCGAAUGACGAAGAACUUCAAAGGGAUUAUACGGAGAAGAAAAAAUGAAACUUGUAUCAGAAGAAACUGAUCUUUGGGCUAAAAAAAGAAAAAUUGCAAGAAAAGUAAGAGAUAAGUAGAGGCUUUAGCACUAAUUUGCGUGGUAAUGGGAAAAAGAAAAAGAAAGUAAAAAAAGACGAAAUAAAUAAUUUACCGCCUUUGAUAUCCCCGAGAAGAUCCUUGCAGUUAAACUUACAAAAAUAUCGGCAUCACUCAAGUUUUGCAUAA